AUGAACUUUCUCGCAAAAGCAGUAGAAACCUUCACUGGAAAUUCCAUUCCCUACACCUUCAAAGAAAAAGUCGUUUCGAAUAUUGAGGAAAACCCAGUCGGUUCCAAAUCAAUAUGGAAUGUUUAUGAUGGAACAUCGAAUAAGGACGGAUCUGCAGUCACAAUCUUUGCAUUCGACCUAAAAAGCCUACAAUUGGCAAAGUACACGCCCCUGGCGAGAAACGCAUUCAAGAAAUCACGCGGAUUAUCGCUUUUACCCGGUGUCUUGACCGUCAUUGAUUCCAUCCAAAAUGAUAAUUUCAUAUAUAUAAUUACUGAAAGAGUGCAGCCACUAUUCAAUCUCUUGAGCCAGCCACUAUAUAGACCUGCGAACCAUGAUCCUGCAUCCAAGGAUCUUCUGAUUUUGGGAAUUUACCAGGUUGCCUCAGCUUUAAAAUACAUAAACGUGGAAGGCUCGUCUGUUCACUGCAAUAUAAGCAGAAACGCAAUUUUUGUCACACUGAGUGGUGAAUUCAAAGUCAGUGGCUUUGAACUCCUUGUCAGUCUCAAGGAAAAGGACUUCACGGUUUUAUCAAUGGCCUACCAAUGUCCAUCCUUUGAUUCUACGCCUGUUCCUCCUGAAUUCGAAAGAUCUGGAUCCAACUACUUUGGGAGCGUAAAACCAAACAUUGCUGCUAAAUUUGAUGCCUACAAGUUUGGUGCCUUUGCCUGUGAGCUUCUUGGGGCAGAAGAGGUUCCCAACAAAGCAGGACUGGCGCAAAAUCUCGUCUCAAGUGCCGUUAACACUCCAAAAGUCAUGAUACCGCACUUGAAAAGAUGCCUACAAGCGUCAGUGGCUACGAGAUACACGACUCAGCAAUUUCUUAAGUACGGUGAGCAUUCUUAUUUCGAUACGCCGCUUAUAAACUUAUGGAAGGGUAUCGACAAGCUCGCGCUGAAAAACGAGGAUGAAAAACUGGACAUAUUCCAAUCUUUAGACAGCAUCGACAACCUUCCUCCUGGAAUGCUUGAGUUCUGCAUUCUUCCCGAACUCUGCUCCGUUUUCAACACCUUGAGCCACAACAAUAACAACAAAAAGUCGAUAAUUCUAUUCCAGCUUUUGAAGCACAGCAAAACGCUCUCUGAGGACUCAUUUUCACGCUUGGUUAAGCCAGUCAUCUUCAAGGCUUUCACCUUACCCGAUAGGGCCAUCAGAAUGACUCUCUUGAAUGGUCUACCUGAAAUCGUUCCAAGAUUGUCAGACAGCGAGGUUCAAAAUAGAAUUUUCAUGAACCUCCUUCAAGGUUUCAACGAUACAAACGUGACUAUUCGGGAGGAAACAAUUCGUGCAGUUAUUCCAAUAGUAUCGAAGAUUAGUAAUCGGCAACUCAACAACGACUUGCUCAGAUAUCUGGCAAGGUUGCAGGCGGAUGAAAGCUCGGAUAUACGGACAAACGUUGUUGUGUGUCUCACAAAAGUUGCUCCCUUCAUGAACGACAACUCCAGAGUUGCAGUUCUCCUCACGGCAUUCGGUAAAGCUUUGAAAGACCAGUUUGUUCCGGCCAGAUGGAACAGUUUGAUCUCUUUCCAGAACUGUCUCAAGUACUUUAGUCCCGAAGUGUGCUGUUCGAAAGCACUUUCAGCCUUGGCUCCUGCGCUAUUGGAUAAAUCUUCAAAAGUCAGGGUUGAGGCCGAAAAGACGCUAGAGGCGUAUUUGAAGAAAAUAAGGGACGCCGCCUCAAAGUUGCCUGUUGACGAUGAGGAAACAAUACAGGCUGAGGACGAGCAAUCCAGGAGUCUUUUAAACGGCUUUAACACCUUAUCGCUUAGCAAAGUGGCUGUUGGAUCCAAAAAUACGCUUUUUGGAUUUGGAAAUACAGAGUCUUCUGACAGCUUGGCAAUGAAGAAUAACACUAAUAUUCCAGAAGAGGCAUCUGCGUGGAAUGAUGAGGAUGACGGUGGUUGGGAUGACGAGGAUGAUAACCUCGAAGAUAAUGCGAAUGGCACUAAUUCCAGCACUACUGCUUCUCUGGGCUUUGGAAAUACAACUGCUCCUGCUCAAACAAAGCCAAAGAGCAAGCUCAAUCUUGAAGAGGCUGAAAGCGAUACAGAGGAUGCUUCAGCCUGGGAUGAUGAAUGGUAG
Messenger RNA from Brettanomyces bruxellensis, 2121 nucleotides. RefSeq lists its product as uncharacterized. The transcript has a single exon. Bases 1 to 2121 code for a protein of 706 amino acids. NCBI's taxonomy places the organism in Eukaryota, Fungi, Ascomycota, Pichiomycetes, Pichiales, Pichiaceae. Gene Ontology annotation, cellular component: cytoplasm. Gene Ontology annotation, biological process: tRNA export from nucleus; protein phosphorylation. The record is from RefSeq and is a predicted model, not a curated record. Gene Ontology annotation, molecular function: ATP binding; protein kinase activity.